GAUUCCCUAUACUAUCCCUCUCGAGUACAUCAAGGCCAUCACAACAACUCCCACGUGUCUGUGGCUUGCCAGAUAGCGGGUGGGGUGUAUAACCAUAUCUGGUCAAGAAGCGUUGGCUUCCCGAAGAGGCAUAUCUGUUUCCUCACAAGAGAGUCAAGCUUGACGACUCAGCCUCCUAGGCUGACCCUCCACCAUGAGUUCUGGCACAGGUAAGCCUGCUCUACAGGCAAAGACAGGGCAGGGCAACUUUGCCGCGGGCAUGCCCAGCACGCAGGCGAUACUGCUGGACAAGCUGAACCGUGGCUCGACUCCUGACUCCGAAGCCUUGGCGAGCUCAGACGACGAAGUUGACCCACUUCGUCAAGAACCUCCGCCUACCUCAACACAAGCUCCCAAGCAACCUGUCCGCCGGGCAUCAUGGCUGAAUGAUACGUCUCAACCACCACCGCCGCCCCGCCAGCGGAAAGAAUCGUUUGCGAGCACCUCCAUGUCUCCUACAACUUCCCACCCCAGCACGCCAGCUGUAGAUUCUGGGGUUGGUGCCUGGGGCACCCAUCCGGCUGCUUCUGCAGUCCAUGGCCGAUCCCAUGCUGGACCUAGUCCAUUCAGUACUACAUGGGGUGCAGGAAUCUGGACAAACGAGAGGAAUAACCCUCCCUCUCGUUUAGCAGAGGUCUUGCCUUCGCCGACAUCUGGCAUACCGCCUGGCAGCUCGGGCGGCUCGUUUUUUGAUAACGCGCUAGCUCAACAAUCGGUUGGCUCCAGAGAUACAGUCCCAAACCCUCAGAUUCCGUUCCCGAUUCCUCUCCAUCCUACGCCCAAAACCUAUCGAUCACAGUCGUACUCCGUUGGGCAGCUUGACCCAGAAACAUCUCUUCCUUCUGUUGCCACAUCCGCGGUUCUGGGCGGUCGUUCGCGUCCGUUAGGCCAUCCCGGCUUGCAGCAUCGUCCUUCUCGGCCUAGUAUGUUGAGUGAGAUGGCAAAUGAUGGCUCCAUGCUUGGAAAAGUAAAUGAAGACGAUGACGAUGAUAGUACCGGCUCUCUCCAGGGGGCCAGUCAGCAGCAGUCCGCUGAAGCGAAAGCUAUUGAGUCGUUGAUGCGCGAGAAUGCCAUCCUGCGCCAGCAGAAUCAGUAUCAAAGUUCGCGUUUGAGACCUCGGGCAUCUACCUCGAGUGUGUUUGGGUUAGGAAACGCGUACCUCCAGGAGGCUGUUCCCGAAGAAUCAGAUUUUGCUGUUGAUGAGCUUGAUGAGGCGAACGAUGGGUCUGACCUCGGCAGGAGGAAUCUGGCCAGACGGAUGAGCGAGUUUGGUGUAGGCCCGUAUCGCACCCCUUAUAUGGCGGAUCAUAGGAAAGUUGAUAACACCAACCUAAAGAGGGCCCUCUGGCAAACAUCUCUCGGGUUCGGGGGACUGGGAGAUAUUCCGCAGAGCAGACGGCACUCGUUUGCUGAUGUGCCAGUCCGGCAGAACUCCAUUGCUUCUAUUGGGGAAGGGAUCGCACCACACGAAAUCGGCCCUCAUGAUUCUGCGCCUGACUACGCUUCUCCCGGUUAUUCUGAUGCUAUGGCACUGGCCAAUGCUGCUCAAGUACAAAACUACUUUACGGGAGGUUCAUCGCAUGCCCUCGCCCAGUCAGCCUAUGGAAAUCAGUUUCCGUCGCCAUACUCUAUGCUUCCCAACGCGUACGCCAACAGGCCCAACUCACCGCAUCGUAACAUGUACGGUGCAGCACAGCCGCGACAUGACCAGCCCCUCUACAUUGUCCUUUUCAAGUGUGCUAGGGCCGAUGUCUUCUAUAUCCAGGAAGGCACAGGGCUUACCGUGAAACCUGGCGACUUGGUCAUAGUGGAAGCUGACCGUGGCACGGAUCUCGGCACUGUCGCCAAGGAUAACGUUGACUGGAAGACUGCAAAGGAACUCAAGGAGCACUAUGCCGAGGAGCAAUAUAGAUGGCUCAUGAUGUACUCUCAGAACGCAGGAAUGGCCCAAGAUGGUGUUGGUGCUGGCCUUAUGGCGGCCUCAAACCUGCAAGGAAGUGCCGUUGGCGGCAUGGGGCCCGCCGGUCAACACCACAUCCAGGAGCCUACUUCAGGAGAACUGAAACCGAAAUUAAUCAAGAGGCUGGCGCAGGCUCACGAGAUUCACGCUCUGAGAGAGAAGGAGGGAAAUGAGGCCAAGGCCAAGCGAGUGUGCAUGCAAAAGGUCAAGGAGCAUGGCUUGAACAUGGAGAUUUUGGAUGCCGAGUUCCAGAUGGACUGGAAGAAACUGACCUUCUACUACUUCGCCGACUCCUACAUCAACUUCAAUUCUCUGGUUACCGAUCUCUUCAAGAUCUACAAAACUCGGAUCUGGAUGUCAGCUAUCAACCCCGCCUCUUUUGCGAGCCCUACCCUUGGCUUACAGGCGCCUAGCGGAAUUGGCCCCGGGGCUGUCGGUGUCAGCCGCGCCUCUGCAGCAACUGAACGCCGUCAAAACACGCAGCAACAUGACCAACAAAGCGUUUACACUGCUGCUGGUCAAACGGGGCGGAACAUCCAAGGGGGGUUCCCAGGCGCCUUCACCCCUGACCGGGCAACGGGACCAGGAUCUGGCUACUCUUUACAAACUUAUCCCUGGAAUUCUUACGUUCCGUUCGGGGCCGCUUCGAGACCCGGACCCGGACCCGGACCCGGACUCGGAGGACUGUCAUACGCUGUGCCCGGUAUGAUGCCGAAUUCCGAUACCUACACAGCCGGUGGUUUCCCACCGGCGGUAGACUACUCUGCACGAUCCCGAUUCCCAACACCCCAGGCAAGCUCUGGGCAGCACGAACAGAUAGGCUCUGCACAAGGGGCACAGGCAGACUGGGCAACAGCGUUCCAAGGCCUUUCUCUCAAGUCGAACCCUCGUUGAUACCUCUUCAAGUUAUCUCUGGCCCUUCUUAUUCAGGUUUGGGACGGUUCGCAUCGUCGUGGUUAAACAUCGAACAUGGGAGCUGCUCUGGCCAAGGGAACCGAUACACGAGAUCUGGGGACAACACAUUAAAGUGACUGCAGGUGGACCAUAUGUUCACCAGUACAAGACCAUGGAAUUUGUCAAGUUGCACUACUCCAGUCAGUCAUCUUCAUUGAGUGCGUCGACUGUUGAUGAUCAGUUAGGAUGACAAGGCAGGCCAAAGACUGAUAUACGACCAUCUUUUAUUCUUGCACGGACGGAGUUGAAACAAAAUAAUAGACAGACAGACAGAGAGAAAGUAAGACAACAGACAGACAAACACAAAUGAGACAUUGUAUGGGAUGGGAUGUUUCAGUUCUACUUAUAUCACGACAUGACCAAGAUAAUACUUUGCUUCAGGGGGAUCGCAGACGAAGAUGGCUGAGGUACUACUUUCGUUCAUUCACUUGUUUCUUGUUCAUUUCACACCCAUUCAUCACCA
Neurospora tetrasperma FGSC 2508 is the source of this 3416-nucleotide messenger RNA. RefSeq lists its product as uncharacterized. The transcript is spliced from 3 exons. The record is from RefSeq and is a predicted model, not a curated record. The coding region runs from base 194 to 2893 and encodes 899 amino acids. Lineage: Eukaryota; Fungi; Ascomycota; Sordariomycetes; Sordariales; Sordariaceae. Gene Ontology annotation, cellular component: cytoplasm.